GCCCAUCUCAAAAUGGCGGUGCACUCGAACACGAGCGGCCCGUCGCUCCUUCAACUGUCGGAUACAAAUAAAGCGGAGGGCGAAAGCCCAGCGCAGGAGCAGAUCUCCAGUCUCUGCAGUGCUUUGUUUUAUUUAUCUGCAAAGUGAAUUUGGAAUGGAAACGUGCGCAGAGGAACCCAAUUUUUCUUCAUGCUCAUUGCUUAUUUUUAGAUGAGACUUUGAAAAAAUUGUUCAUUUUAAAAUAUCAUUGUGUACAAUAAAUCAAGUUAAAGUAGAAUUGUCAAAUGCAGCCACAGAUGUUUAACAUUCCUUAUGUUGUGAUGCUGUUGCAAAGAGGCCUGCAUUUUUCAAUAUUAGGAUACUAGCAGCUGGAAAAUGAAAAUCGGGUCCAGAUGGAUUUAUAUGAUGAUUUGAUUGGUGAUAUAAUAGGAGUGCCUUUAAACAAUGAGGUAGAACCUAAAAAGGACAAUUUGGAGUGCACAUCAAAUAAUAUACUCGUCCCAAUUAAAGCUGACCCUUCUAAAAGUUGUGAUUCAGAAUAUAUUGAUGCACCACUUCAUAAAAAACUUAUGUUGAUUGGAAAUCUGACGUGGUGGACUACUGGUGAUGACUUACUAGCUGCGAUUCAUUCUGCUGGAAUAUCUAGUGUUGAUGAUAUGAAAUUUUAUGAAGUUGCAAAAGGUGGUCAGUCUAAGGGGUUUGCUAGUGUGACGUUGUCUUUGAAAAGUGAUAUACAAAGAUUGUUAAAGAUUCUUCCAAAAAAAGAAGUUCACGGAAGGUACCCAGAUGUCCGGCAUUUUACGAAAGCAAAUUACCAGUAUUUUGAAACCCAGUUCAUAAAUGCAAUGGAAAAAUCAAAGUUGCAUUCAGCACACUGUGAUAUUUUUGGUCGCAAUGGAAAUGACAACCAAUUUGUAUUUGAUCCUGCAGAAGAAGGAUAUCCAGACCCAAUUCCGUGGCGGAUCCAGCAGAAGUUUUCAACGUUUAUAAACCUUCGUUCGUUGACACAGGAUCCAACAGUCCCAGACAAAACCUUUCCACUUUUCCCGCAUCCACCAAUGAGACAAAUCACUUCAGUUGUUGAAACUAAACUCCACCAUGGUUCUACACCAUUUUCACCGAAUAAUUUGUUACAAAACUUAACUUCUUUGGCUGUACCACCUGUGAACAUAUCAGCUGCAAGUAUUCCAUCUCCAGUUCUUAAUGCAUUUCCCCAUUUUUUUUUCAAAUACUUAACUUCGUUGGGAAUACCACUUACAAACAUCCCGGCUCCACUUCUCAGUACAUUUCCAAGAUUUUUAUUACAAAGCUUACCUUCAUCGCCAGUAUCAACUGUGAAUGUUCCAAUUCCAGUUCUUAGUGGAUACGGACUAAGUCAGAUAUCGCAAGCUUGUUGUGUUAAUCCUGCGACAUUCAUAACACCAACAAUAACUGGUCUUUCCACCUUGGACAAUAAUAAGACUCCGCCUAUAUAUAAUACAUGUCAUAAGGAUUACAAGUUAUCAGGAAGGGAAACAGGUGUUCAAGAGACAUUGCAAAGCACAGAGGAGCCUAUUAAAGAACUUGAUAGCAAAGGAACAUUUUCAACCAUUGAUGAUGGGGACAAUGGUCUGUCCAGCAUCUGUGAUCAUAUAUACAAGAAAAAUGGAAGUAAAACCACAGUGCAUUCAGAUUAUGGGAAUCUACUGCAGCUUGUUUCUUUUGUUAAAAAGUCCAAAGCAAUUGCACCAGACAGCUUCAGGGAUUCAGUAAACUAUCCUCCAAAUCAACUUCACGAGGGAGAGGCCAGCCAAAGCAGCUUAGAAUUACGGGAGCGUAAAUACACUGGACAAAGAAAAAAUCGAAUAUCUAGAGAGAGAAGUGGAUAUCUGCGAGAUCGUUCCAGAAGUCCAGGUUCCUGUGAUAGUUAUCAAGAGAAAAGAAUGGAUUAUGAUCACAAAAGACAGCAAAGUAAUGAAAGAAGUUACUAUGAAAAUUCACCUUCAGUUGAUCAACAUUGGGACAGCCGUGGCCGUGGGAGGGACAGCCGUGGCCGUGAGAGGGACAGCCGUGGCCGUGAGAGGGACAGCCGUGGCCUUGAUAGGGACAGCCGUGGCCGUGAGAGGGACAGGUUUGACCGUGAGAGGGACAGGUUUGACCGUGAGAGGGACAGGUUUGACCGUGACAGAGACAGCUCUGAUCGUGAAAGGCAUUAUUUCUCCAAGAAGCGUCACUUUUGGGAUAGUGAUCCUCGGCAUGGUUACUCUGAAAAGAUUGAAAAAGGACACUGUUACAGUGAAGGAACAUAUUGUAAAAUAAAUCAAAAGAGGGACAGAGAAUACUAAUUUUGAUGGUAUGUGUUGAUUUUAUUGUCUUUAUUUGGACUUAAAACCUAUAUAUAGUAAAACAUUGAAUAUCUUGUAAGUAAUCUACAGUGAUGGAAGUGCACUCCUAACCUUCCACACAGAAUUCCAACAAAAUCUACUUUUGCAUACUGUGUAUAGGUGUGUAGCCAAAGCAAAUAAUGUUAAUGCUUUAAGAUGGAUUGUAUACUGUUGAUAAAUUGUUAGCCAUCACAUUUUCGAUUUGUCUGUCCUUUUAUUCAGGUUUUUAUGUCAUCCUUGCCAUCUUUUUAAGAGACUGGUGACUUAAGUACAGAAUCUCUACCAACAAGGUACGGGAUUCCCAUUAAAUUACAUCACUUAAGUACUGAAUUCUGCUUUAGAAUUUUGUCCCAUGAUGCUAUUCCCUUUAUUCUAAAAUAAUUAUAAAAUAGCCAGUUAUUUUCUUUUGAGAGGGGCAAAAUGAAUACUCAAAGACCUGGAAUUAAUAGCAAUGGCUUUUUUUUACUCUUUCAGAGUAAGUAGUAGUAGAAAAUUGUUUAAGACAUAGCAGUAUGUGGAAGUUACAACCAAGAAACAGCUCAGCUCCUUCCAAGUGGUUACAUUCUAUGCCCACUAGUCCUAAUCAUAUCUAUCUACCUGUUUCCAUAUUCGUUUUCCUUUACUCAUCUAUCAGUUCUGAUUUUAGAUGUUGGCAUAGUUUCUGCCUGGAUUGUUUAUUCUGCUCUGAGCACUCAUAUCUUGUAUUUAAUUUUCUGUCCCUAGGUCUAGGUCAGUUUACUAUUAAGAUGCAGAGUACUUCUACUGUCCCAUCCUACCAUAAUUUUAAAUAAUUCUAAAAUCCAUAACAUUCCGAUGAAAAAGCCCCAAUUUUCAAGUGUUGUGCUGCAUUUCUUCAUGCCAGGCAGGGUCCUGUUGAAUCUUUUUGUAUCCUUGUAAUUAUAUGGAACCCAAAAUUGCAUGUUAUAUUUGAAGUUUUGCUGAGGCUUUGUAUCAACCAUCCGUACUAUUUGGCUUGUAUGUUCUAUACUUUUUCUAAUAUCGUAAAAUUCCAAUAGCAAUUCUUAAUACCUUAUAAACUGUAGUGGAUGCCUUAAAUGUCCUUUAAUUGUGUGCACUUUUACUUUGCUCUUCAACAACAUUCAACUAAUUCUAUAUAGAACAUAAUUACUUUAUUUUUAUACCAAACUAUAUCACCAUAAACUUACUGACAUUAAAUUUUAACCUACGCUUGUGAGCUUCCUAUCUUCCCAGCAUUCCUUAUAGCUUUUUUGCAGUCUUUUAGGAAAUUGACUCAAUCAUCUAUAUUGAUACUUUCAAAUUAUCAUAUCGUUCCCUCUAAGUUCAUAUACAAAUUACUGAUAUACACUGUGAAUAGAAGUGUCUCUAGAACUCAAUAAUGCAGGAAAUCGGGACAGAUUUUCAACCUCUCUGUAAUCCUGCCCUUAACUCCUACCUUCUGUUUAGUUUCUUCUAAUCAAUUUUGAAUCAGUUUACUACGCUACUCCUUAAUCUUCUCAAAAAUCUGAGAUACCUUGCUGGAGACUUUCCUAAAGUUCACAAAAGCCAUACCUUUGUGUAUGCUAGCUAAUAGUCUUCCUGUUUGAUGUUGGCUUUUGAUGAGUUGCGUGUUGGAUGUUGUAACCUUGUGGAUAUGUGGAACACAAGACUAGCCUCCAAACAUUUGUAGUUGAAAUCAUUAACUCCAUAACGUAAUACUCUUUAUUUACAGUGAUGAUUCAGACUUGCUGAAGUGCAGAUAUUAUCAGUUAAUGAAUGUUUCUAUGACAGUAUACAUAGAGUGUCAUUUAUGUUCUGUAUGUUUGAUUUUAAGACGACAAAUUCAAGAAAAUUGAUCACAUCUCCGAAAAGAAUGCAAAAUAAUAAAGAAUAUUGACCCUUCAUUCCAGAUAAACCAUACCUUUAAAAGCACAAAGUGGCUUCAGGGAAAGUGCUAGGUAGUUUUAAAGUACGGUAAUAGUACAGAUUACCUCUGUCACUAGAAUUUGCCCCUUCCAGAGCAACUGUAUGUUAAACUGUUGAUCUUUUAACUGCAUAGCCUGCAAAUGUACUAAUCACUAUUGUUCUUUGUUGGUAAUUUUUUUCACAUUUAAAUGAAACAAACUAUCCAGUGCCUUAUGGAAUUUAGAAAUGUAUAAAGACAUCAUAGUGUCAUUUCUCUCAACUUGCUAUAUUUUGUUAGCAGAAUUUUUUGUGUUUUAUUGUUUGAAUUCUUAUUUAUGUAUUUCUUUUUACAUCUGCAGUACUUUUUUAUUGCAUCUUAGUAAAAUGACUGAAUCAACUUUAUGAUGUAUGGAAAAUGAUAUGUCUAUAACUUGCAAAAGAUUCAGCAAGGAUUAAUUUUAAUGUUUUAAAAUAUUAAGCACUAAGAAGAAGUACAUUGGCUAUGACCAAUCUUUUUAAGCUUUCGUGUUCACUUGUCAGUUACUUACUGUGUAUCAGGUGUUUGGUGAAAUGGUCUGAAACCAAACUGACAACGAAUAUCAGUCAUGUUGAUGACCAGCUUAUUAACUAAGUUAAGAUAUAUGAAUGAAAAUUAGGGUUGAUUUGUCUGCACUAAAGAUAUUCUCCAAUAAAUGAAAUUGGCAGCAUAUUUAAUGAAUGAAGAUACUAGCAAAAAAGCUGUACAAUAUUUGAGGUUGGUUUCAAGUUAGAGCACUGUUGCAUUGUUGGACCGGUUUCAUUUUAGCUGUCAUUAAGAAGUCGAACAGGAGCAUGUCCUUUAAGUCUUUCCUCACUGCUACUGUGGCAACAGUCAUUAUAAUCAUUUUGACUUGUUGCAUUUCAGAUUGCAGUGUGAGAAUAUGCAUGCGGCUUAUGUUUAUUUAGCCAACCAUCACAUCCACACAAUUAGCAAUGGGAAAGGUUGUAUACCCUACAUCUAUGUGACUAAAACUUUUAAUAAUUGUGAUUAAAGUUUAGAUGAAUUAA
Molecule: messenger RNA, 5273 nt
Organism: Rhincodon typus (whale shark)
Lineage: Eukaryota; Metazoa; Chordata; Chondrichthyes; Orectolobiformes; Rhincodontidae
Product: cleavage and polyadenylation specificity factor subunit 6-like
Exons: 11
Coding region: 393-2324 (643 amino acids)
Biological process (GO): mRNA alternative polyadenylation
Cellular component (GO): mRNA cleavage and polyadenylation specificity factor complex
Molecular function (GO): mRNA binding
Source: RefSeq, a predicted model, not a curated record